AUCUAGAACUCAUCGUCAUGAAACAUCGUCAUCCUAUAGAAAUCGUCGCAUCAACCUCAACAUUUUCCUUCUUUAUAUAUGCAACUCAUCAUCAUCGAAUAGAAACCUACACUAUCUCCGGGGUGGAGAUAUACAGGAGGAGUAACCUAAAUAUUAACAAUCAUCUCUCUCUCUCUCUCUCUCUCUCUCUCUCUCUCUCUCUCUGUUGGAGGAAUGUGCUGCAAUUGUUGCUUGUUAGUAUGAUUGUGCAAUUUUAUCUGUAAACUUAUUUUCUGAGUUAAAAACAGCGAGAGAGAAUGCGGGGAUUUGGGGGAAGAUUCUACUGGGGGAAGCGAAGAGGAGGAGAGGAAGAAAGAAGAAGAGGAAUAGUGGUUGUAUUCGCAUGGAUGUCAAGUGAAGAGAAGAAUUUGAAGAAACAUGUUCAUCUUUACUCCUCUCUUGGUUGGGAUUCCCUUGUAUGCCAUUCCCAAUUUCUUAAUAUGUUCUUCCCUGAUAAGGCUAUUCCUUUGGCAUUGGACCUUCUAAAUGAGCUUAUUAAGGAGCUAAAAGAAAGGCCAUGCCCGGUUGUCUUUGCGUCUUUCUCUGGUGGCCCCCUAACUUGUAUGUACAAAGUUUUGCAGAUAAUCGACUCAAAGUGUGAUACUCAUGGAAAUCUGGAGGAUUAUCAAGUCAUUAGAAAUUGUAUUUCCGGACAUAUGUAUGAUUCAUGUCCUAUCGAUUUCGUAAAAGAUUUGGCCACCCGAUUUGUUCUUCACCCAAGCGUUCUUAAAGUCUCACAUCCUCCUAUAAUAUUAACAUGGAUUGCAAAUGGUAUCUUAUCUGGCCUAGAUGCUUUGUGCCCUGAGAGAUGGGAAUCCCAACGUGCAGAAUAUUGGCACACUUUGUAUUCAACUAUAGGAAUUGGAGCACCAUAUCUAAUACUUUGCUCAGAAAACGACGAUAUUGCUCCUUACCAAACCAUCUCCAACUUUGCUCAGCAAUUACAAAGCCUUGGUGGCGAUGUCAAUUUUGUAAAAUGGAGUAGCUCCGCUCAUGUAGGUCACUAUCGAUAUCAUUCGGAAGAGUACAAGGAUGCUGUAACCGAGCUCCUAACAAAAGCUGUAUCUAUUUACUCACAAAAAACUGAACAUGGUAAUGGUAGUGGGCCCUCCAAUGGUUCCACCUCCUCAGAAAUGCUACACCAUUUAGAGGAACCGGUAUCUUUAGGCAUGAGACAUUCACACUCCAAUCCUAUACAAUGCAUCCAGAGAUCGAGACUGUGAUGGAUUUCAAACCUGGGGUUUUAACCUGAAAUCUACAUAUACAUAAAAGCGUAUGUUAUAGAGUUUUGUAUACUAUUUACUUUGGUUCUUAUGAUUUUGACAUUCUUGCCUUUUUUUGGCUGUGAGCAAGGUGUAUUUGUCAUCCAAACUAUUUUUUCUAAAUUAAAAAAAAUGUUACAUUUA
This is a messenger RNA of Lactuca sativa (garden lettuce), 1445 nucleotides long. RefSeq lists its product as uncharacterized. Lineage: Eukaryota; Viridiplantae; Streptophyta; Magnoliopsida; Asterales; Asteraceae. The record is from RefSeq and is a predicted model, not a curated record.